Coccidioides posadasii C735 delta SOWgp is the source of this 654-nucleotide messenger RNA. RefSeq lists its product as uncharacterized. The record is from RefSeq and is a predicted model, not a curated record. Lineage: Eukaryota; Fungi; Ascomycota; Eurotiomycetes; Onygenales; Onygenaceae.
AUGCCUCUCACUGAGCUUGCCCUUCUUCAUCUUAAACCCACAAUCACUGUCGACAAUGCCGCUCUUCAGUCCUCCCUCCGAUCCGCAAAGCACGCUAUGGAAUCGUUCACUGGCUACCCAUUCCACUUCUUUACGCAGGUCGAAGACCCUUCUUAUAUUUACAUCAUCGGCAACUGGACCAGCCUCACCCAGCAUGUCGAUCAAUGGAUUCCCUCAGAAAAAAACCAGGCAUUGUUAGAAGCUUUAGAGAAUUUGCUUACCGUGGAGUGGAUGUUUCAUUUGGACAUUGACCAGCUGGCGACCAAGGAAGGUUCAGAAGGCAUCAUGCCAUUCUCAGCACCAAUAGUUGCGAUUGUGAGACAUUUCAUAGCCGCGGGGAAGAAGGAUAGUUUUGUGGCUACAUUCGAGAAGAAUAAGCAGUCCCUGGUCGAAUUCACGGCCCCCCAGCCAAUCUGUGGAGGGUGGAGGAUCGAUCGUGAACAGGAAUCUGGGAAGGAUGGUGCGGAGAAAGACGAGUUUGUAUUAUUCUCUGGGUGGCGCAACAUUGCACAUCAUGUUGAUUUCGCGCAAACCGAAACAUUUGAGAGGUAUAAGGAAAUAAGGGACUAUCUAGCUGCUUUUGAGGUUAAGCAUGCAACAAGAUGGGAGAUAUAG